This is a messenger RNA of Durusdinium trenchii, 1294 nucleotides long. Lineage: Eukaryota; Dinophyceae; Suessiales; Symbiodiniaceae. The record is from the annotation of a GenBank genome assembly.
UUGGCUCGAGGGCGUGAACGGUGGGCGCCAAGUUGCGGCCAGGGGUCGUUGCAUAGGCUUAUUCUUUGACGAGCACCCUCCAGCCAGAGCCAUGUCGGACGAGUCUGAGAACGAAGAGAUCAGCGAUCUGUCCAACCCUGACGUGACCACCAAAUAUCGUGCUGCCGGAGACAUCGUAAACAAGGCACUGCAAAAAGUCGUCGAAGCUUGUGUGCCCGAUGCCGACAUUGUGAUGCUGUGCGAGAUGGGGGACAAGAUCAUGGAAGAAGAGACUGGAAAGCUUUACAACAAAAAAGACAAAGAAGGAAAGAAGAUGGAGAAGGGCGUGGCCUUCCCCACCUGCGUUUCUGUGAACGAGAUUGUUGGCCACUUCUCUCCUCUCCCUGGCGAGUCCAGGCCGCUGAAAGCGGGCGACAUUGCCAAAAUAGACUUGGCUUGCCACAUUGACGGCUUCAUUGCAUCAGCAGCUCACACUAUCAUCGUGGGUGGCGAGAAAGUAACUGAUAGAAAAGCAGACGUCGUCAUGGCUGCUUGGAAUGCAGCAGAGGCGGCUCUACGGUUGGUUCAAGUUGGCCAUAAGAACUCCCAGGUUACUGAAGCUUUUGCAAAGAUCGCAGAAGACUUCAAGGUAAAGCCGAUGCAAGGUGUUCUUUCCCACCAGCUGAAGAAGCACGUCAUUGAUGGUAACCGCACCAUCAUUUGUGCUGAGACGCCUGAAGAGAAGGUGGAAGAGUUUGAGUUCGAGCUGAACGAAGUCUACAGCAUCGAUAUUGUAAUGUCGACUGGCGAAGGCCGGGGCAAAGAGACGGAGAUCAGAAAUACUAUUUACAAAAGAGCAGUGGAGAACAUGUACAGCCUGAAAACUCAAAAAGCAAGACAGUUCAUCUCUGAGGUGCAGAAGCGGUUCCCCGUGUUGCCAUUCACUCUGCGUGCCAUUGAAGACGAGCAGGUGGCCAGAGUUGGUGUCUCGGAGGCCAGACGCCAUGAGCUCUUAGAUGAGUAUCCGGUCUUGAAGGAGGCAAACAACGAGUUUGUAGCCCAAUUCAAGUUCACACUGCUGCUUCUUCCUGGUGGCACCAAGAAGAUCACGGGCUUGCCUUUGGGAUCCUUGCAGGAGCAGGCCGCCUCGAGCUUGUCAGUCGUCGACGAAGAAAUGAAGAAGCUACUCGCGACAUCAGCAAACCCGAAGAAGGCCAAGAAGAAGAAGGACAAAGGCUAUCCGGGCGAAGGGGAAGGAGCAGCUGCUGAGUAGGCCACCACACAGAUUCUGAAUACCAAUGAGCACUUAUCUCAC